AUGGCGACUCGCAACCCCAAGCGGCAAUCGCUGCCGCACAAGCAGGGGAAGACGGAGAUUCGCCAGCAAAAGAGAAAACGAGACCAGGACGACCUGCAACAACUCGAGGCCGCCGUUGGCCAGCUCGAUCCUACCUCGACCGACGUCAAGGCCUUUGCGGACCUCCCGCUCUCGCAGGCCACAGCGAAGGGUUUGAAGGCGUCGCACUUUCAGACCCUGACCGAUGUCCAACAGCGCGCCAUCCCGCUCGGCCUCAAGGGCCGCGACAUCCUCGGCGCAGCCAAGACCGGUAGCGGCAAGACACUGGCCUUUCUGGUCCCCGUCCUCGAGAAGCUGCACCGCGCGCAAUGGACAGAGUUUGACGGCCUCGGCGCCCUUGUCAUCUCGCCGACUCGCGAGCUCGCCGUCCAGAUUUUCGAGGUCUUGCGCAAGAUUGGCCGCUACCACAACUUCUCGGCCGGCCUCGUCAUUGGCGGCAAGAGCCUCAAGGAGGAGGCUGAGCGUCUGUCAAAGAUGAACAUCCUCGUCUGCACCCCCGGGCGCAUGCUGCAACAUCUGGACCAGACGGCGGGCUUUGACGCAGACAACCUGCAGAUUCUGGUCCUCGACGAGGCCGAUCGCAUCAUGGACAUGGGCUUCCAGUCCGCCGUCGAUGCGCUCGUCGAGCACCUGCCCAAGACGCGGCAGACACUCAUGUUCAGCGCCACGCAGAGCAAAAAGGUCUCGGACCUGGCGCGCCUGAGCCUCAAGGAGCCCGAAUACGUCUCUGUUCACGAAGCAGCGACCACGGCCACUCCGACGAACCUCCAGCAGCACUACAUCACGACACCCCUUCCCGAAAAACUCGAUACCCUAUAUGGCUUCAUCAAGGCCAACCUCAAGAGCAAAAUCAUUGUCUUCCUGAGUUCAGGAAAACAGGUCCGUUUCGUCUACGAGAGCUUUCGACACCUCCAACCGGGUAUUCCUCUGCUGCACCUCCACGGCCGACAAAAGCAAACCGCGCGGUUAGAGAUUACCUCCCGGUUCACGGCCGCCAAGCAUACAUGCCUUUUCGCCACUGAUGUUGUCGCACGAGGCAUCGACUUUCCCGCCGUCGACUGGGUGAUUCAGGCCGACUGCCCAGAGGACGUCGACACAUACAUCCACCGUGUGGGCCGUACAGCCCGGUACGAGAGCAACGGCCGUGCUGUGCUGUUUCUGGACCCGAGCGAAGAACCUGGCAUGAUCAAGAGAUUGGAGCAGAAGAAGAUCCCCAUCCAGAGGGUAAACGUCAAGGAGAAGAAGAAGCGCAGCAUCAAGAACGACCUUCAGAACAUGUGCUUCCAAAACCCCGACCUCAAGUACCUCGGCCAGAAAGCGUUCAUAAGUUACACCCGCGCCAUUAACCUGCAAAAAGACAAGGAGAUCUUCAAGCUCAACAAGCUGGACUUGGAUGGGUUCGCCGCCGCGCUGGGUCUCCCCGGAACGCCCCAAAUCAGGUUCCAGAAGGGUGAGGACGUCAAGAAGAUCAAGAAUGCGCCCCGAGAUGGCAUGUCAAGCGGCUCAGAGUCAGAGAUGGAUUUGGACGGAGAGAAGCCCAAGAAGAAGAAGAACGAGGUUCGGACAAAGUACGACAAGAUGUUUGAGCGACAAAACCAGGACGUCCUGUCGAGCCACUACUCGAAACUCGUCCUCGAUGGGUCCAAGCCUGCGCAGGACGACUCAGACGACGACGACUUCCUGGCCGUCAAGCGCCGUCUCAACGACGACGACCUGGACAAGGAGGCCAGCAAGGGCCAUAUCGGCGGAGCCAAGGUCAUCUACGGGCUCGGCGGCAACGAGCCCUUCGUCGUGGACUCGAAGCGCCGCGAAAAGGCGCUCCAGUCCAAGAAGAAGAUGCUCAAGUACAUGGGCAACCCCAGCAAGCUCGUUUUCGACGAGGACGGCAACGCGCACGAGAUCUACGAACUGCAGAACGAGGACGAGUUCAAGCAGCAGGGCCCCGUCGACGAGCUGCGGCAGCGCUUCGUCGAGAGCGAGUCGGCGCGCGUGCGCGAGGCCGACGUGGACGACAAGCAGCUCGCCCGACAGCGCAAGCGCGAGAAGCGCGAGAAGAAGAAGGCGAGAGAGGCUGCGGAACUCGCGGGCGUGGACGGACGUGGCGCCGGCAGCGACGACGACGACGACGAGGCUCCUCGACUGGUGUCUACGGGUGGCGACGCAGACGAGGACCCGCUGGCGCUGCUGCGCUCGCUCCCCGUCGGCGACGAUGGCGAAGACUCCGAGCCGGAGCCCCCGCGCAAGAAGGCCAAGAAGUGGUUCCAGCGCGACGACUCGGACGCCGACUCGGACGACGAGACGCGCGAGAGGAGCAAGGCCAAGGCCAAGCCCAAGGCCAAGACAAAGGGCAAGGGCAAAGUGUUCGAGGUGGAGGACGAGCCCGAGACGCUGGAGGACUUGGAAGCCCUGGCGGCGGGCCUGCUCAAUGGGUGA
Molecule: messenger RNA, 2472 nt
Organism: Purpureocillium lilacinum
Lineage: Eukaryota; Fungi; Ascomycota; Sordariomycetes; Hypocreales; Ophiocordycipitaceae
Product: ATP-dependent RNA helicase dbp4
Biological process (GO): rRNA processing
Cellular component (GO): nucleus
Molecular function (GO): ATP binding; RNA helicase activity; nucleic acid binding
Source: RefSeq, a predicted model, not a curated record